AUGAUACCAGUCCGAGCUCUUGCAGCUCCCACUAGGCAAUGCCUGCGGACAGCAGCAUACCAGCAGCCACGAUGGGCCAUUCCAACACUCCAGACCCGAUCAUACGCAACACCAGCCCCAGAUAAAGUCGCCAAAUUCAAAGGCACCAAAGGCUCAGACGGCAACUACACCGUCAGUCUGAUAGAAGGCGACGGCAUCGGCCCCGAGAUCGCGCAGUCAGUCAAGGACAUCUACUCUGCCGCCAAGGUCCCCAUCAAGUGGGAGCCCGUCGAUGUCACGCCCCGACUGAAGGACGGCCGAACCGUCAUCCCGGAUGAAGCGAUCGAAUCCAUACAGAAGAACUACGUCGCACUGAAAGGUCCCCUCGCGACGCCCAUCGGUAAGGGCCACGUCUCUCUCAACCUGACCCUGCGCCGGACAUUCAACCUCUUCGCCAACGUGCGUCCGUGCAAGAGCAUAGCUGGCUACAAGACUCCCUACGACAACGUCGAUACCGUCCUGAUCAGAGAGAAUACCGAGGGCGAGUACUCCGGAAUCGAGCACGUCGUAGUCGACGGCGUCGUCCAGUCCAUAAAGCUCAUCACACGAGAAGCCUCUGAGCGCGUCCUCCGCUAUGCCUUCCAAUACGCCAAAGACAUCAACAAAAAGAAGGUCCGAGUCGUGCACAAGGCUACCAUCAUGAAGAUGUCUGAUGGUCUCUUCCUGAGCACUGCUCGCGACGUGGCCAAGGACUUCCCGGAUAUCGAGUUCGACGCAGAACUUCUGGACAAUGCUUGUUUGAAAAUCACCACCGAUCCAGGGCCAUACCAGGACAAGGUCCUCGUCAUGCCUAACCUCUACGGCGAUAUCCUCUCCGACAUGUGCGCCGGCCUCAUCGGCGGCCUCGGCCUCACCCCCUCCGGCAAUAUCGGCGACGAAUGCUCCAUCUUCGAGGCCGUACACGGCUCCGCGCCCGAUAUCGCGGGCAAAGGGCUUGCCAACCCCACCGCGCUGUUACUGAGCUCGAUGAUGAUGCUGAGACAUAUGGGCUUGACGGGCGAAGCAGACAAGAUCGAGGGCGCAAUCUUCAAGACAUUAGCCCAAGGCAAGGCUCUGACAGGAGAUUUGGGCGGGAAGGCCAAGACGAGUGAGUAUGCGAGUGCUAUCAUUGGUAACUUGUGA
Messenger RNA from Cyphellophora attinorum, 1161 nucleotides. Its product is annotated as Isocitrate dehydrogenase [NAD] subunit 2, mitochondrial. The coding region runs from base 1 to 1161 and encodes 386 amino acids. The record is from RefSeq and is a predicted model, not a curated record. Lineage: Eukaryota; Fungi; Ascomycota; Eurotiomycetes; Chaetothyriales; Cyphellophoraceae. The transcript has 3 exons. Gene Ontology annotation, molecular function: magnesium ion binding; NAD binding; isocitrate dehydrogenase (NAD+) activity. Gene Ontology annotation, biological process: isocitrate metabolic process; tricarboxylic acid cycle. Gene Ontology annotation, cellular component: mitochondrion.